This is a messenger RNA of Girardinichthys multiradiatus, 2008 nucleotides long. RefSeq names its product integrin-linked kinase (gene ilk). The transcript is spliced from 14 exons. Gene Ontology annotation, biological process: substrate adhesion-dependent cell spreading; cell-matrix adhesion; integrin-mediated signaling pathway. The record is from RefSeq and is a predicted model, not a curated record. Gene Ontology annotation, molecular function: protein kinase activity; protein binding; ATP binding. Bases 218 to 1639 code for a protein of 473 amino acids. Gene Ontology annotation, cellular component: stress fiber; focal adhesion. NCBI's taxonomy places the organism in Eukaryota, Metazoa, Chordata, Actinopteri, Cyprinodontiformes, Goodeidae.
GUUGCAUUGCCGCCUACAGGGGGCGCCGCUGCAUCAUUGUCCCAGGACGUCUGGCUGGGGGGGAGCUCUGGAGCCCACAUCAGCUCGGAAAGCGGGGCGUGGACUCAGAGCGACCAGUGGUGAGGAGACUGUGGUUCUGGUGUGGGAGGAAAAAGAGAAAGAACUCCACAAGAACCCAACUGACUGGGGGAACAAACGGCCAGCCUGGGGCACAAGCAUGGAUGACAUUUUCACACAGUGUCGAGAAGGGAACUCAGUGGCUGUCCGUCUGUGGCUGGACAACACAGAGAAUGACCUCAACCUGGGACUGGGAUUAGCGAAUGUGUGUCUCCUUCUUUUCCUGAUCAAGAAAAUGAUCCUCCUGCGAAGAGAUGACCACGGCUUCAGCCCCCUCCACUGGGCGUGCAGGGAAGGGAGGAGCGGCGUUGUCGACAUGCUCAUCAUGAGAGGAGCUCGAAUCAAUGUGAUGAACCGUGGAGAUGACACACCUUUACAUCUGGCUGCGAGCCACGGACACAGGGACAUCAUGGCUAAGCUUAUUCAGUGCAAAGCGGACCCGAAUACAGUCAACGAGCAUGGGAACACCCCGCUGCACUAUGCCUGCUUCUGGGGCCACAAUGAAGUUGCAGAGGACUUGGUAACCCAUGGUGCCCAGGUGUGUAUAUGUAACAGGUAUGGGCAGACACCUCUGGAUAAGGCCAAACCUCACUUACAACAGCUGCUGCAAGAGAAGGCAGAGAAAAUGGGCCAGAGCAUGACCAAAAUCCCAUACAAGGAAACCUUCUGGAAGGGUACAAUGAGGACACGACCUCGUAAUGGCACUCUCAACAAGCAAGCCGGUAUUGAUUAUAAGCAGCUCUCGCUCCUGGCAAAGAUCAAUGAGAACCAGUCCGGAGAGUUGUGGCAGGGCCGGUGGCAAGGGGAUGAGAUUGUGGUGAAGGUGCUGCACGUGAGAGACUGGACCACCAGGAAGAGCAGAGACUUCAAUGAGGAACAUCCGAAACUCAGGAUCUUUUCUCAUCCAAAUAUUCUGCCUGUCCUCGGGGCAUGUCAGUCGCCUCCUUCUCCUCAUCCGAUCAUCAUCGCCCACUACAUGCCAUACGGAUCUCUGCACACCAUACUACACCAGGGCACAACUCUGGUGGUCGACCAAAGCCAAGCAGUCAAGUUUGCCCUGGACAUUGCCAGUGGCAUGGCGUUUCUUCACACCUUAGAGCCAAUGGUUUCACGGCUUUACCUCAAUAGUAAGCAUAUCAUGAUUGAUGAGGACAUGACAGCCAGACUAAGCAUGGCAGACGCUAAGUUCUCCUUCCAGUGUCCUGGUCGCAUGUAUUCGCCAGCCUGGAUGGCCCCUGAAGCGCUGCAGAAAAAGCCAGAAGACAUCAACAGAAGAUCUGCUGACAUGUGGAGCUUUGCAGUGUUGCUUUGGGAGCUGGUUACCAGAGAGGUCCCCUUUGCUGAUCUCUCAAACAUGGAGAUAGGAAUGAAGAUCUCGCUGGAGGGACUCCGGCCAACCAUUCCACCAGGCAUCUCGCCUCAUAUCUGCAAGUUGAUGAGGCUCUGCAUGAACGAAGACCCGGCCAAGAGGCCAAAGUUUGACAUGAUCGUUCCCAUCUUGGAAAAGAUGCAAGACAAGUGAAUGUCUCAGAGGAAAUGUGUCUAAGGGCUUUGUUUCGUUAUAUUAUCCAACCACUCUUUAGCUUCACUCCAGUCAUGUAUCUGCUAGGCCACUGUAAAUAAAGCCACAAACCACUGUAACUGCAUGUAGUUUGAACACAUUACUAUGCUUGUCUUGUACAAGUUCAUUUGAAGUUUAUUUGUUACUUUGUGUUUCUCUUCUAUAAUCGCUCAAAUGUUGUCAUUGAAAUAUUGGAAAACUAUCUACAGUGUGAAUUGCAUUUAAGUAAUUUGUAAGACAGAAGCCAAUCCAAAGAAGUGUGUAUAGAAUUACAGCUUUUUAUACAUGCCUAUGAUUGCAGAUGAAAUAAAAUUUGAUAUUUAUGACAAA